UUGGUGGUCUUGAGAGAGAAAGAGGUAGAGAGAGAAUGCAUUCAAAUUUCCUGCGCGUUUUCUCCUUCGUAACCAUCCACCCCCGUUGUCAUCUGAAACUGUUUUCAUUUCCUCUCGAUUGCGGCACCCUAGGGCAUCCCAUUCCCUUCAAACCCAAGUCCUCAAUGGCCCCUCCUCCUCCUCCUCCUCCUGCUUCAAGAAUUGGGCUGAGCUUAGAAGAAUGGCAAGGUUGGGGGACUUCUUCCCCUGUUCCUGCUAUGGUGAACACUAUCUUUGAUGAUCUCAGAGCCUUAGAGAGAGAAAUGGACGAACCCAUUAACUUCUCUGGCCCACGGGGGAAGCUUCAGGGUGAAUAUAAAUAUAUGGAGGAUAGAAAACAUAGGGAAGCUUAUGAUGCUAUGACAGAUUCAGAAGAGAAGUUACAAUUCUUUUCUGCUAGGCAAAUAUCAUGUCGUUUGUUGGGAAGCAGGGGAUAUCUGUGUCAAAAAUGCUGGCUUGCUUCAACGGAUUGCAUGUGUUCAAAUAUUGUAAACUGCUCUCUAUGGAAUGGAUUGAGGUUUUGGGUUUAUAUGCAUCCUAAGGAUUUCUUACGACAAAACAAUACGGGAAAACUGUUGUGGCAGAUAUUUGGUGUUCAAUCUGCAUGCUUGUGCCUUUUUGGUGUCCGUGAACAUGAAGAAAGCAUGUGGAGUGCCUUCCAAUUUGCAGGGAAAUGCAAGGUAUGGUGCCUUUAUCCUGAUCAACAUGCAACUACACAAUCUAUAGAGGACAUUGGCUUUCCUAAUUUAUUGGCAAGUUCAGAUAGUCCAGCUACAAUGAUGUGCCAAGAGCAGCCUGUAAACUUCGUUUUAAUUGAUGGGACAUGGAACAAUUCAGCUGCGAUGUUUAGGCGUUUGAAGCAACGCGCGAGGAUCGAAUGGGGAACUGAGGAUUUUCCCUGCCUUUCUUUUCCGAACUCCACUGUCUCGGUGAUGCAUAAACUCAGGCCUCAACCAUCUUGGGAUCGUACCUGUACAGCAGCAGCUGCUGUUCAACUUCUCUCUGAGUUGAGUCAUCUUCCUUCGCUAGAGUCAAAAGGGUUAGAUAAGCAGGCCGAAGCCCUAGGGAAUGCCUUAGUUGUUUUGUUGGAUGCCCUAAUCAAUCGCCGCAAGCGCAUGGGCAGAUCCAUCACACGCAGAGAAAGGAGCAACAACAACAGAAGCUAUCAGAAACAUGAGUGAGAGACCUGCUUAUGAGUAACUAUAUUUCCUUGGGGCCGAAAUGCUUAUGAAUCUUCAGGAUAUCCAUGUCAUGCCCCUCAUGUCAUGAUAAUGAUGGGGCAUGUCAUUUGAUGCAUAUUCUUCUGGAGGCGGGAGGAAAGAAAAAGGUGGGGUUUGGCAUGUGAGUGUAUCCCUACAUGGAUGGCAUGAGUGCAUGUAGAUCAAUGCAAUUCCCUUCUUGUGUACCUUGACAUCAUGUUUUAUCAUCUGGCCUAUGCAAGUGGAUUAAUAACAUGUGCUGGUUUUUCAUCUGGUACCAUCAAAAGUUGAUAUGGGCAGCAUGCCUACUUUCUCCACCAUGUAGCAUUACUUUGUACCACAUGCAAGACAUUGAUUGUUCAAAUAUGGAACAACGCAAUUCCCUUCUUUACAA
Messenger RNA from Amborella trichopoda, 1632 nucleotides. Its product is annotated as DTW domain-containing protein. The record is from RefSeq and is a predicted model, not a curated record. Lineage: Eukaryota; Viridiplantae; Streptophyta; Magnoliopsida; Amborellales; Amborellaceae.